CGGCCCGGUCCGUAAUGACGCUAAAUGACGCCCAGUGACACACAUCGCAGAGCGCCGGACGCUCCGGUCGGGAGCAGCGUGACCACCUGGCCGAUCGAGCUCGACACGCGCGCCGCCGGCGGGUUGUCACGGGCCUUCACCGGUUCCGCUGGCACGGAGCUCAUGUGGGCGGAGACCGGUGGCUCUCUUAGUGCACUGGAACACCGCCGGCGGCCAGACCAGCUCGGUACCGGACGCCGCCCCCGAUCCGGGCAAGGUCGCCGCCGGCUGGGUCAGCCUCGCUUUCACGAUCAGCCAGUGCAGCCAGCCUUCGCCCAGACGUGAGAAAAUAUACUGCCAAGGCCGGCGUGCGCCGCAGCCGCCGCGGCUGAGCCUAGCUCUCAGAUCAGCGCCGACGACUCGCCCGGACGAAAGCCUCCGCGAGUGCGUUCGGACACGCGCCUUGGCCGCUGCGAAAACAAAUAUUUGCGCGCAAAUUUGGUUUCCGCCCGCUCGCUGGGCGCCACAUCGCGAACGACUCGUGUGGGCGAAGGUGAAGUGAGAUCGAGGCAUGUCGACCAAAAUGCGGAAGAUCUCUCUGCAGGUGAACCGCACCGCCAUGAACCUGCAGUCCCGCUCUCGCAAGCUGUCGCUGCAGGUGGCUGGCAAGCCGCCGGCGAACCGUGGCACCAAGCCCUUCCCCAAGUUCGGCACCGACUUCGUCAUCCACGUCACCACCGGCGACCGGGACGGCGCCGGCACCGACUCCAACGUGUUCGUCCGCCUGUUCGACGGCAAGGGCAACCAGACGGAGGCCAUCAAGCUGGAUCGUCCGCUGCGCAACGACCUGGAGCGCGGCGCCACCGACUCGUUCCCGGCGCGUGGCGCCGACGGCUUCGGCAACAUCGAGCGCAUCGAGCUGUGGCGCGACAACUUCGGUGUCAGCCCCGACUGGUACCUGGAGCGGGUGGUGGUCGAGCACCGGUCGCGCACGCGCUACGUGUUUCCGCUGCUGCGCUGGGUGCAGGCGGGCCGCCACUACAACGUGUUCCAGUACGACUGCAGUCUGCCUCAGGAUGACCGCUACCCGGAGGAUCGCCGGCACGAGCUGCAGCAGCGCCGCCGACGGCUCAAAAAGGAGCAGCAGCUGAUGGCCGAGGACAAACGGGAGUCGGCCACGGAAAAGCAGCGCAAGAAACUUCUAUUGAAAGUGUCAACGAUUGUUCCCAAAUGGUCACAGAAACCCUGGCUGGCACUUUACGACAUGAGAAAACUAUUCAAGAAUGGUCUGGAUGAACCCAUGUGCGCUGCCGUAUGGAGGGACGACACUUGGUUCGGUCAGCAGCGUCUGGAGGGCGUCUGUCCACGGCUGAUCCGGGCCUGCUCCAAACUGCCCGACAAGCUGGCGGUGACGGAGGCCAUGCUGCUGCCCGCUCUGGAGGGAUCCUCUCUGGCUGAAUGUUUCUCCCAAGGCCGGGUGUUCACCGUUGAUCUCGGACUGAUGCACGGCCUCAAAGACGUCAACGGCCACGAGGUGGUGGCUCCGAUCGGUCUGUUCCUGCUGAACAGGUCAGGAGAGCUGACACCUCUGGCCAUCCAGCUGUUUCAAAGACCCGGACCCGACAACCCGGUAUUCCUAUCGACGGACAAGGGCCACGUCUGGACACUGGCGAAGAUGUUCUUCAACAUGGCAGAGGCGCAGUACCAGUACGGAUUCCUCUACAGAGGUAUCUGUGUGGAGAUGAUGAGCUACGUGGCCCAGUGUACCGAACAGCUGCUGUCACCGUCACACCCCGUCUACAAGCUGCUCGCGCCCCACCUCACCCCGCUCAUCUCGGCCUCGCACUGCGCCUCCAGGACCAUGGACCACUGGCUGGACAGGUGCACCACGAUGGGGGCCAAGGGCAUGCAAGCUAUCAUGACCAAGGG
Molecule: messenger RNA, 1908 nt
Organism: Amphibalanus amphitrite
Lineage: Eukaryota; Metazoa; Arthropoda; Thecostraca; Balanomorpha; Balanidae
Product: allene oxide synthase-lipoxygenase protein-like
Exons: 8
Biological process (GO): lipid oxidation
Molecular function (GO): protein binding; metal ion binding; oxidoreductase activity, acting on single donors with incorporation of molecular oxygen, incorporation of two atoms of oxygen
Source: RefSeq, a predicted model, not a curated record